This is a messenger RNA of Colletotrichum orchidophilum, 1329 nucleotides long. Its product is annotated as aromatic prenyltransferase. Gene Ontology annotation, biological process: alkaloid metabolic process. The transcript has 2 exons. The record is from RefSeq and is a predicted model, not a curated record. Bases 1 to 1329 code for a protein of 442 amino acids. Lineage: Eukaryota; Fungi; Ascomycota; Sordariomycetes; Glomerellales; Glomerellaceae. Gene Ontology annotation, molecular function: transferase activity, transferring alkyl or aryl (other than methyl) groups.
AUGGCACCAUCUGCUGUCUACAGUACCGUAAAUGAUGGACUCGGAGCACCAUUAAGGUCACCUCAAAAGUUCAACAACUUGUCCUCAAGCUUCAAUCAUGGUACUAUUCUCAUUGACCCUCCCCUCAACCCAAAGCAUCGGUGGUGGUGGGAUAAAUGCGCACCACUUUUCAACUCCCUGCUCAAUAGCGCCGAGUCUUAUACACCGGAGGAGAAGGCAGACCACUUGCGCGUCUUCCGCGAUGUCGUUGUGCCUUCCUUCGGAAUCCCGACACCAAAGGCAAAAGUGAGACCGCUUCUGACCUACGAUGGAUCGACAUUCGAGCCAUCUUGGAACUUCACCAAGGGUGACGACGGCUUCAUCCGCUACUCAUUUGAGCCCCUCGGCGACACUGCCGGUUCUGCCGAUGAUCCCUUCGCUGGAGAAAUUGGCAAGUCCAUGAUCCCAAUACUCUCCCAGGUCUCCUCCGACGUCGAUAUGCGAUGGUAUGAGCAACUCAUCGAGGCCUGGUUCGUCACUCCUGAAGAAGCCGCCGCUGCUCGUCUAGCGAUGCCUGGUUUCUUGAAACGUGUCCCGCAACUUUUCCUCGCCUACGACUUGAAGGGUUCAAAGCGCAUUCUCAAAUCCUACCACUUCCCCGUACUCAAGCACUUCGCGACGGGUGCGGCGACAUCAGAUAUCGUUUUCGACAUGAUUCCUAAGCUGCAGCCUUGUGGAGACAAGCUCGCCAAAUCGGCCGCAAAAGUGCAGAAGUACUUGGCGACGUGCAAAGAGCCAUGCAUAGUUGAGAUGAUGGCUGUCGACUGCAUCGAACCCAACAAGGCGCGCGUCAAGGUCUAUGCUCGGACAAACUCAAACGCAAAGUCAGUGCUGGCAGACGUUUUUACCCUGGGCGGAGCCCAGACCGACGAGGCCACAUUGAAGGGCGUAGAGACCGCGGAAAAGAUUUGGCACCUGCUCCUCGAUGAGCCACAAGGCAUGGCGGCGGAUCAGAAAAAAGAUGCUCGAGACAUGCAGAACCUGCACAAGGGUAUGUGUUUCGCUUUCGAGCUGAAGCCAGGAGCGGAGCGCGUCGACAUCAAGGUACAUUUGCCAUGGGGUCAGACUGCGAGCAGCGAUACGCAGACUAUGAAGAACUUUGCGCAAGUGCUAAGAGACUUGGGAUGGGACGAGUCUGCAGACAAGUUUUGGCGUGGUGCAACAGAGACUUCCAAACUGCCUGGCAGCGACUAUUCUAAGCCUGGUGGACUGGCUUAUGUCUCUUACAACUAUAACGAAUCUGGACCUUAUAUGUCUUCCUAUUUUUCGCCGAUGAUUCAAGAAGACUGA